Messenger RNA from Phanerochaete carnosa HHB-10118-sp, 1146 nucleotides. RefSeq lists its product as uncharacterized. Bases 88 to 981 code for a protein of 297 amino acids. NCBI's taxonomy places the organism in Eukaryota, Fungi, Basidiomycota, Agaricomycetes, Polyporales, Phanerochaetaceae. The record is from RefSeq and is a predicted model, not a curated record. The transcript has 2 exons.
GUCCGUUUGUUCUCGGUAGCCACCCGAGCCACAUCUUAAUCUCUUACAACUCUACCCCCACCCCCACACAAGCCGCUCUCUCUGAACAUGUCCACUACCUGCUACAAUACAUACUCGAGCUACAGAACAUACUGCGACGCGCCUGGCGCACGGCCGUUGGCCGGCGAUCCCACAGAUAUUCCUGGAGUUUACGAUCUCGUAUGGGCAGACAGAGACGGGCUAGUUUCUACCAUGAGCGAGAAUCUGAACGAGCGGGAUGCUCUGCGAGAACAUUUCGAGCGGAAGGAAGUUCUUCAAACUGUCGCCGACGUCGGCCACUUCUGCCGGUACCUCAGCCUCAUAUGCAACGUGGCCCAGCCAUUAAACGAGUCUCUUUCGCCAACCAGACUCCCCGCCCACGGGGAUCAUUUCUCCAGAGAGCCCACCACUGCAUCGUUGCGCUACCACAAAGGCCGCUUUUCCAGCCGGCGCUACAACGCCACUUCUGGCCCACCGAGCCCCAUUGGCAGUGGCCGCCCAAGCCCACCGACCAGCGCGUCGUCGAGCCCUGCCGCUACAUUCGCCUCACUCCGCACGCCGGGCCAGACGCCCCCGCCGGAUACGAAGCCUGCGCCACAGCGCCAGGAGAGCGCUUACUACACCACGAUCUACGGGGGCCCGCCGAUCCUGAAGAAGCUCAAGAACGCGUCCUUGAUGAGCGAGGAAGAAAUAUACGAGCUACCAGAAUACCAGCGUGUCUUCGCAAUCCAGAAGCGGCAGGCCCGCUUGCGAUGCUCUGCGCCUGCUGUGGCGCAUCCAGUGCCGUUGUUCGAAUUUCACCGCCCCCCUCUCACUACGGCGCGCAAAUCGCUGCUGCUUGCGGCGCUGAUGGGAAAAUUAGGGAAGAGCGAGAAAAGCGCUAGUGCGAGGGAGCAGGAGUGCUUCGACGACGAUAAGCUCGGACGGCGGGAUGCGUUCACGGCCGGUUUAUGGAAUCCAUAGUUCGGAUGACGACUCCUCUUUGGUGGCAGUUCACAGACGUUCUGUGGUCAUAUAUCGUGGACAGUUACCACGUCUAUUUCUUGCCAUUUCUUCCCUAUAGUUUCGAUUAUAAUGUAGAGGAUUGAUCGUGAGGCAGGAGCAAUCCCACCUUUUAGACGCCUAACC